AUGAAAGGCGGCGGGAAUGGCAUUGUGCCAGCGUUAGCAGCAGCAGCAGCAACAUCAUCCGCAGCAGUAGCGGCUCGUGUAGCGUUAAUUGAGCAGAAGCCACAGCCACAGUCUGUGCCUGGGCAACCUUCGAAGGUGAAUGGCUUGAAGAAGUUACAGCAGAAGACUAAGCAAAAUAUUAACAAUAAUAAUAACAAUGGACUGGUAAAUGGUAAUGUUAGAAGAGAGAAGGAUGUCCUCCACCUUCCCGCGGAGGUUAGUGAGCAGAAGGAUGUUGCCCCCCAGCUGGUGGAUAGCGAGAAAAAGAAGGGUGUCCUCCAGGCGGAGGCGAAUGACAGGAAGGAGGAUAUUCUGUCAGCAGUUGGCUUGGAGAACGAUGUUCAGUCAUCAUUAGCCACUGAUAAAAAAGAUAUCCAGUCAUCAGUCAGCGACAAAAAGGACAUUCAGUCAACCGCCAGCGACCCAAAGGAGUCACAAGCCAGAAAAAAAAAAGCUUCCAGGGCUAAGAAAAAGGGCCUCAAGAGAAAGAAGCAUAGGCACAAUGGAAAAAUAGCGAAGGCAACGGCUACUGCAACAAAAGAAGAAGCCGCCGCCACUGACACUGCCGCUGCCUCUUCCGCUACUGGUGGUGCAACAAAGGUCGAAGCUAAAGUCAAACCUCAUUUGAUUGAAGGCGUUCGAAUAGCCACGGUGGAACCAAUGGCCAAGCGGCCCAAAUUACAGCUUGCCAAAGCCGGCGAGGGCGACAAACCCAAGACGAACGGCGGCCAACCGAUUGCGCCAAUCAUACAAUUGGAUCCGGAGGAUGACGAGGAGGAUGAGGACACCUCCGACGAAGCGUACAUUGUGCGACACCAGCUUGCCCUGAUCGAAGAACGGCGACGCUUCGAGACUUAUCUCAAGUUUCCGUGGAGCACGCGACCGCGUGCCAAUCGCCGGGUGGACAGUCGCGCCGAAUCGAGUGGCGCCAAUACGCCGGACUCGGCCUCGCCAGCACCACAUCUGGCUGGUUGUGGUGGGGGUGGAGUGGGGGACAACGAGAGCAUACCCUCGCCGUUGGCCCAUCCACUGGAGGGUUUUAACGAGAACGGGGAAAUGGUGGGGGCCACGGCACGACCUCAGACACGUCGAAGGACCACGUCCAGCAAGCUAAAGGAUCAGACGGAACGCCGCAGUGCCACGCCGGACAUAAAAGAUACAUUUGUGGAGCCAUCGCCGUUCGAGCCGCUUAUCUUUCCCCUGUCCGAGGAGGUCUACCAAAAGAUGCUGGCCGAGCGCUAUGCCCCACCCAAGUAUGAGGCACUGAAGCCUGAGGUGAAGCGCACCAAGAGCAAGUCCACAUCCUCCAAUGGCGAUGGGGGAUCAUCGGGCGCCGGGAAGAGCAAACGCCGCAGCAGCAAGUCGAAGACCAAGCUAGUCAAUGGCCAGUUCAAUGGUCAGCUAAAUGGCCAUCAAACGGCGGAUGCUGCAGAGGCGACGUCAUCCACAGCGACUGCAGCAAAGAUCAAUGGUGGCGGCGUUGGCAUGGAGGAGGAGGUGGAAGAAGAUAUGGACGACGGCGUGGACUAUGACCCAGAGCCAGAGGAUAUGCUGUUGGAGGAGCUGGAAGAGGACUAUCCCAAGCAUCAUUUGGCACCGCUCGAUGAUGAUGACGAAAUGCUGCAUGGUACUGAUAAUCUAUACAACUCUGCGAUCGAUGCUUAUUUGGGUGACCAAGAGGCCCUGGAGGAGGACAUGGCCGACGAUCCGUUUGGCGACGAUGAUCCCAAUGAUCCGGAAUGGAAGACCCGCAGCGAUGGAUCACGCAAGCGUCUCUAAUAAGCCGACCCAUUAAUCCAAAGCGAAUAACUUCUCAUUCUCUCUCGUUACCAAUUCAUAAUUUUAACAACAACAAAAAACACACGAUGUUUUGUCAAUUUUAAACACAAAAAGACCCAGACACACAAAUGAGAUGACAUGGAGCUAUCGAGUAUUUUAACUUGUUUUAAAAGAUUUCGUUUUGUUUGUUUUGCCGUCGUUUUGUUGUCGUCCCCGCUGGGCUGAUGACCGACAGCAUGGUACGGCGUACUCUUAAACACUCUUCUAAGUUAUUUAGUUCUACGACACACACACACACACUCACACACAUACACAGAAAACUUGCGCCGAGAGGAGGAAGUAAGGAAAAUGCGAAAAGAAAACUCGUCAAGCGGAAACACACACAUUGUAAAUAAAAAGCAGAAAAAAUCUAGCGGAUAAGCGAAAUAAUUCUAAAGAAAAAACAAAAGGAAGAAAAACCAACCAACUGUAAACUAAAAUAUAAUCGAUAAUAAUCGAGGAUAGGUUACGAUUGCGAUUAAGAAUCGAACACUCCCACCACUCUGGCAAUAGAAUGCAACACUGUCUUGUGUAACUGUGUGGGUGGUGGGUGCGUUCGGUUUAUCGGCGAGAAGACAGUAGGCACUUGGGCUAAAAGCCAAAAUGCGUUCAAGAAUAAAGGAUUUAAGCUAA
Drosophila obscura is the source of this 2490-nucleotide messenger RNA. RefSeq lists its product as uncharacterized. The record is from RefSeq and is a predicted model, not a curated record. Gene Ontology annotation, molecular function: histone acetyltransferase binding. Gene Ontology annotation, cellular component: NSL complex. The coding region runs from base 1 to 1818 and encodes 605 amino acids. Lineage: Eukaryota; Metazoa; Arthropoda; Insecta; Diptera; Drosophilidae. The transcript has 3 exons.